GUAUUUAUCUAUGCCACUUUAAGCUUAAACAUAAUAUGGCGGAGGCGGUGCGAAUUGUCAAUUUCUCAUAAUGUUUAUUAUUUUUUAAUUGGAAGCUUAAAUAAACUAUCAAAAUGUCUUCAACGGAGCCGUCUCAAAACAAAACAUGGGAACUUUCCCUGUAUGAACUUCAUCGUACUCCGCAGGAAGUGAUAACGGAUGCCACUGAAAUCGCAGUGUCCCCACGUAGCUUACACAGUGAAUUAAUGUGUCCCAUUUGCCUCGAUAUGCUUAAAAAGACUAUGACUACUAAAGAAUGCCUUCAUAGAUUUUGCUCAGACUGUAUUAUAACCGCUCUAAGGUCUGGUAACAAAGAGUGUCCUACUUGCCGCAAGAAACUCGUAUCAAAACGAUCACUAAGGCCCGACCCUAACUUCGAUUUGCUCAUAUCGAAAAUAUAUCCGAGUAGAGAUGAAUAUGAGGCUCACCAGGAGCGCGUGCUAGCUAAAAUAAACAUGUCGCACUCUCAGGCUUCGCUAGUAAACUCCAUAACUGAAGGUAUAAAGCUGCAAUCACAAAAUAGACCGCAAAGAGCUAGAAAAAACCAUGAAGAUAAUUUGAAUGCGUCCAACUCUAAUGGUAAUUCGGAACCAGCACAAAAUGGGGGCAGUUCGUCUGUACCCAAGGAUACUACAUCUACUACAAGCAAUCCAACUCCACCUGGUCAAUCUACAUCAAAUCCUGCUUCAGUGAGAAGCACUCCAUCCCCAGUCCCAUCAAACGUUAGUUCUAUAUCAAAAAACACGACCACAACUAAAAGAGCAAAAUCUAUCUUAACUUCAGAGCGAAGUGAGGAGAGUGAAUCUAGUGAUGGCAGAACCGAAGGUGAGAAUUCAAUGGACACAGAAGGAGAAGGGGAGCCCCUGAACCCAAACGAAAUAGAGUUGGUGUUCAAGCCACACCCCACGGAGAUGACGGGAGACAACCAGCUCAUGAGAGCACUGAGAGACAGCUCUGUUCGUUAUCUAAAAACAACUGCAAAUGCUUCAGUGGAUCAUCUUAGCAAGUACUUAGCAAUGCGUCUUACUCUAGAUUUGGACGCAGAACUUCCAGAAGCAUACCGUCUUCUUAACUUUUGCAUCUAUGUAGCUCCCUCUCCUGGUCAGUUUGUGCCACUUGCUGGCUCGCAAACUUUAAGGCAGAUCAAUGAUAAAUUCUGGAAGGUCAACAAGCCUCUGGAAAUGUAUUAUUCUUGGAAGAAAACCUAGAAAUAGUUGCAUUUUAGUUGUAUUGUAAUAACUAAAAUGAAUAUAGUGCAUACUAGUUUUAAGGGAAAUAUAAAAAUUUUAAUGAGACAUGGACUCUUUUAUAAUAUGAAAUUUGGAAUAAAUAGAAUAUCACUGUGUAUGAAUAAAUUUUAAGGUUAAAAAUCUCUUAAAACAAUUAUCAUAACAUGAGUGUUUUAAAUCUUAUUACUGAUGAUAUAAAUAAUGGAUUUCUGCUAUUUUAUACUAUCGUUACAUUUACAUAUAGGAAUGAAGAUCUGUUGUAAGAUUAAAUGUAACAUAUGUAUAUUUUUAAUUGUACACAUCUUUUAUGAAUGAAAUGAAA
Molecule: messenger RNA, 1590 nt
Organism: Nymphalis io (European peacock)
Lineage: Eukaryota; Metazoa; Arthropoda; Insecta; Lepidoptera; Nymphalidae
Gene: Sce
Product: E3 ubiquitin-protein ligase RING1
Exons: 4
Coding region: 114-1247 (377 amino acids)
Cellular component (GO): PcG protein complex; ubiquitin ligase complex
Molecular function (GO): ubiquitin protein ligase activity; chromatin binding
Source: RefSeq, a predicted model, not a curated record